GCUCGUGAGUUGCUCUGAAUCCAGGGAACGGGCUCAAGGAAUGGGAAUAGGAUUGGAUGGACAGACACUCUGAGAAAAAAUGGCCGUCGGAUGACCAAAGUUGUCUCAGACCUCUGAAAGGAUGAGGGACUGCUAAUCGGAUGAGCCAUGUCUCCAAAAGGAGUCGGCCAGAGCAAGGUGGAGGAAACCGCCGUGCAGGUGGCGGUCCGGGUUCGACCGCUGCUGCCCAAAGAGAUUCUGCACAACCAUGAGAGUUGCAUCACUGCUGACCCUGAGGAGAGGAGGGUCACCCUGGGCAAUGGCCGGCACUUUCACAGUGACUUUGUCUUUGAGGAGAGCUCUACCCAGGAAGAGGUGUACACAGACUGCGUUCAGCCACUUAUCGAAUCCUUCUUUCAUGGUUUCAAUGCCACUGUUUUCGCCUAUGGGCAGACUGGCUCGGGCAAAACAUACACCAUUGGAGAAGCCGAUAUUUCUGCUUUGAGAGAUGAUGAACAAGGCAUCAUUCCCAGGUCUGUGGCCGAGAUCUUCAAACUGCUGGACGAGAACGACCUCGUUGACUUUUCUGUCCGUGUUUCCUACAUAGAGGUUUACAAAGAGGUCUUCAGGGACCUUCUGGAAGUCGAGACGGCUAGUAAAGACAUAAAUAUUCGAGAGGAUGAAAAGGGUAAUGUAGUGCUGUGCGGUGUGAAGGAAUGUGAAGUGGAGGGGCUCGAUGAGGUUCUGAGUCUCUUAGAGUCCGGAAUGACGGCCCGCCACACAGGGGCCACUCAGAUGAACCCCCAUUCCAGUCGAUCCCACACCAUUUUCACAGUGUUGAUGGACCAGAGGCGUGGAUCCUCUCGGGGGGCAGGGGGAAACGUUCAGAUCCUCUCUUCCAAGUUUCAUUUUGUGGACUUGGCUGGAUCAGAGCGCAUCCUCAAAACCGGCAACACCGGUGAGCGGCUAAAGGAGAGCAUUCAGAUCAACAGCGGGCUGCUCGCUCUCGGAAAUGUAAUUGGGGCUCUCGGAGACCCCAAAAGAAAAGGCACCCAUAUCCCAUACAGAGAUUCCAAAAUCACCAGGAUCUUAAAGGACUCACUCGGAGGCAAUGCCAAGACACUCAUGAUUGCAUGCAUAAGCCCCUCCUCCUCAGACUUCGAUGAGAGCCUGAACACACUCAACUACGCCAAGCGGGCCCGCAACAUCCAAAACCGGGCGACCGUCAACUGCCGGGGUGAGCCGGACCGCGUCGAGGGCCUCGAACUCCAAAUUAAAGCUUUAAGACGUGCCCUCGAAAACCGCCAGCGCUCCGAAACCCGCAUUAUUGCUCGUUCCGACCCCGAAAAAAGACAUCGGCACUUUGAAAUGGAUGCAAGGAAGUUGCAGGCUGAGAGCGCCCACUAUAGGACAUGCACGGAUUCGGCCUACAGGCUUUUGACAGAGCUGCAGGGGGAGGGAACACUGAACGCAGGUCAGCUGUUGCGGGUGAAGGAGUGGCUUUGUGCCGUGGAGGAGGAACGGAGCGGACUGACAUCGGCAUCGGGUCUGGACAGUGGCAUUGAGAGCAGCUCUACUGAGGACAGUACAGCGCUGAAAAAGGGACGGGCUGAGUUGAAUAACCAGUGGGAUUUAUGCAUACUAAAGGAGCAUGUGAAAGAAGACUGGAGCGGAGACGAAGAAAACGGCAUUUCCCAAUUACUGGCCCGGAUUCAACAACUAGAACCAGAAAACACAGACUUCUUAGCUGCAUUGGAAGAUGCCAUGGAGCAGUACAAACAGCAGAGUGAUAAGCUACAGGAGCAGCAGGAUCUGAUAUCCGAACUUUACAGUCUGUUAGCCCAGCCUGGUGGAGCAGGACUGAUGAACUUAAGUCAGAGACCUCACACUGCUCCCAUCAACUCUUUCCUGCAAACAUCAGACACAUCGGAUCGUCUGACUCCUCCCUUCGACUCAGAUGUAAGCAGAAGCCUCAACAGACAGGUUGGAAUAGGUGGGUCAAUUGACAACAACUCAUUUUUAGACCACGCCCAGUGGCAGACCGGGUUCGAAAACGAUCACUUUGACACCUCCGGGAAAGUAGUGAGUCGAGACGGUGAAGAUGGUCCCAUUAAAGGCAGCAGAGACAAACCGAAAUCCAACAAUGUAAACUGGUCAAAGAAAGAUGCUCUAGUACUUCAAGGAUCUUCUUCUGGGGUCAGGGCACCACUGUCUCAAAUGCUUGGGCUCGGUCAUCCUCCGGGUGUGCAGUACACUAGACGUACAUCUAACAGCAGCGUUGGUGAGAGCUCGACAUUGGAGAGCGUGAGAGGUUUUGGAGGUGAUCUUUACUCAGAGCGAGGGCUUCUUCAAGCCCAGCAGAAGAUCAGAGAACUAUCCAUAACUAUUCGUAUGAAAGAGGAGCUUAUUAAAGAGCUGGUCAAAACAGGUAAAGAUGCUCAGGCUAUGAACAAGCAGUACAGUCGUAAGAUCUCAGAGCUGGAGGCUGAGGCAGAACAGGCUCGUGCCGAGCUCACCGAGGCCCAGAAGCAGCUGCAAGACCUGGAGGUCCAUGGAAGCCGUGACGCCGCUGACCGCUCCAAAGCCCAGGAGUGCAGGAGAAAGAUCGCAGCCGCACAGAGCAAAGUUCAGGUGUUAAAGCAGAAGCAGCGGGACACCGCUCAACUCGCCUGUCUGUCUGCGCAGAGCGAGAGGCGCGUGCAGGAACUGGAGAGGAACGUGCAGAAUAUGAGACAGCAACAGGACCUGCUACAGCGACGUCUGCGAGAGGAGAGCCAGCAAAAGAGACGACUGGAAAGUGAGAUGCAAAAGGGAAAACACAGAGUCAAGGAGCUGGAGAUCAAGAACGAACAGCAGCAGAAGAUCCUGAGGAUAAAGACGGAGGAAAUCGCUGCAUUCCAGAGGCAGAGGAGGAGCGGAAGUAACGGCUCUGUUAUUUCAUUAGAGGAACAGCAGAAGAUAGAGGAACAGAAACGCUGGCUUGAUGAAGAAAUGGAGAAGGUUCUGGAUCAACGGCGAGGUCUAGAGGACUUGGAAGGAGAGCUGACCAAGCGAGAGGAGAUCUUAGCCAAAAAGGAGGCCUUGCUGAUGGAACGCAGUGGACUGGAAUCCAAAAAGCUUCGAUCGAGUCAGGCUCUCAGUAAAGAUCUGGUGACCCUGUCGAACCGAAUCGAAUCUUUGGAGCGGGAGCUCAUCGAGAGGAACGGUCUCCUGAGGAGCAGCAGCGCUCAAGACUCCCAGCAGAUCAGACAGGAGAUCUCUAACCUCAGGCAAGAGAAGGAGCUGCUCCUCAAACAGAAGGUGGAGCUGGACGAUAAACUGAGACAGGGCAACCUGCUGUCUCCUGAGGAAGAACGAACUCUCUUCCAGUUGGACGAAGCAAUCGAGGCUUUGGAUGCAGCUAUAGAGUACAAAAACGAAGCGAUCACCCAGAGACAGAGGCAGCUGCGGGCAUCAGGAAGUAUGCUUACGCAGUGGGAGAUGAACCUGAUGGCAAAGCUCACCUACCUGUCUGGCUCAGAAACUCGAGCACUUCUUUGUAAAUACUUCGAUAAGGUGGUGUGUCUACGCGAGGAGGAGCGGAGGCUUCAUUUGGCUCUGGCCAAGCUGGAGCUUCAAGUCGAGGAGCAGCAGAGUCAGGCGGAUUGGCUGGAAGCGGCUCUGGAGAGACAGCAGCUGGAGGCCGAUCGCAGACUCACUCAACAGCAGAAGGAACACGAGAGAAACAUCCAGCUACUGCUGCAACAAUGUCGAGAGCAAAUGGAUGAAGGUAUUGCUGGUAGACAGAGACAGUAUGAAGGUCUGAUCCACAACCUUAGCAAAGAGCUGAACCUCUGCAGAGCAGCCAAUCAGGAGCUGAGCAGUAAACUGAGAGAAAUGUGCAACCCCGUAAACCAGGCUGGAGAACAGAGCAAAGGUGUAAAUUGUGACAGUCGGCCCACAGGUUGUAUGGAAAGGGUCCCGGGCAGAGUCGCUGAAGACACGGUCAGGUUUUCCCAUGAGACUGAGAGACUUCAUAAGUCUAGAGAAGAGAUGCGGGACCUUGUGAACGCCCCUUUACCCCCCACAUGGAGGCGCUCUUCUCUCCCUUCAGAAGACCAGUACAAUGUUGAUGAACUAGGACAGAGAGCGGUCUGUGAUAAUAACAGAAUAAUUCAGUCCGGUGUAAACUCUGGACACUGGAAUGGGACAACCUCUAUACCUCUCACAAGACCCAGACGUGAUUUUAGGAGAUCCAGCCUCAAUACGGGACCACUUCAUAACAAUUCAGCAAUUAUUGACGUUCGAAGAAAUCCGGUGUAGGACUGCAUUACUCUUGUACAGUUGAGAACCUGUGUAUUAGACCAAUAAGAUGUUGUUUUUGAUCAAUAUUAGUCGUUUUUUUAUUGGUUAUCCUUGAAAUGUAUGUUUGAUCUCAUUUGGGCAGAUUUCAAGUAUUUUUCAUGGAGCUGUUUCAAGUUUCAAACCCUCUUUAACAUAUUAUUUUAGUAAUUGUAUAAGGCUUGUUCUUUAAUAGAUGGAAUAAAACAGUUGUAAGAAAAUCA
Molecule: messenger RNA, 4523 nt
Organism: Paramisgurnus dabryanus
Lineage: Eukaryota; Metazoa; Chordata; Actinopteri; Cypriniformes; Cobitidae
Gene: kif7
Product: kinesin family member 7
Biological process (GO): spindle elongation; mitotic spindle organization; microtubule-based movement
Cellular component (GO): microtubule associated complex
Molecular function (GO): ATP binding; microtubule binding; microtubule motor activity
Source: RefSeq, a predicted model, not a curated record